AUGAGCAAGGCGAUUCAUUUACGCAACGAUAAUCUGGAAUUCACCACUCAGUCUGCCAACCCCCAGUUGCUUUUCGCGAUGAUGCCUGGCAGGGAAUUUGGGAAUGCAAAGGGCUCCGGCAAAAAGGAAGCCAACCAAAGGAUGGUUGGAAGUUUGAGGGUGCCUAUGGUGGAGGCUAUUUCACGCACAUCCGUACCACGCCCUCAAUGCUCUGUGACCACCUCACCUCCCUGUGCGGAGGUCCACGGUUCAGAGUGUCACGAGCAGCCAUUGACGGAAAGGGGCCUAGUGGAUGCAUUCGGGGGGUCAAUCAAACCGCAUGGGACGCUGCGCGCGGAGGCAGAAGCAACAUUAACAGACUUGUGGAGAGCUCUGCAACUCAGCACGGUUCUUUCCCUAGGGAUCGGGGGUACAGUGGUACCAUACGCGCAAGCAACGCGGGGACGGCCAGUGGAUCAAACACAGCAGGGCCAGGAAUGCAGAGCAGAUGGCCAGGCUGCACAUAGUGUUGUGCGACUCGGUUCAUGCUGUAGCAAGUGA
Messenger RNA from Eimeria maxima, 540 nucleotides. RefSeq lists its product as hypothetical. The record is from RefSeq and is a predicted model, not a curated record. The transcript is spliced from 5 exons. The coding region runs from base 1 to 540 and encodes 179 amino acids. Lineage: Eukaryota; Apicomplexa; Conoidasida; Eucoccidiorida; Eimeriidae.